Messenger RNA from Priceomyces carsonii, 1251 nucleotides. It is a transcript of the gene PEX3, whose product is annotated as Pex3p. Gene Ontology annotation, molecular function: protein-macromolecule adaptor activity. The transcript has a single exon. NCBI's taxonomy places the organism in Eukaryota, Fungi, Ascomycota, Pichiomycetes, Serinales, Debaryomycetaceae. The record is from RefSeq and is a predicted model, not a curated record. Bases 1 to 1251 code for a protein of 416 amino acids. Gene Ontology annotation, biological process: protein import into peroxisome membrane. Gene Ontology annotation, cellular component: peroxisomal membrane.
AUGGCUGUAUUCUCAUCUUUGUCUUCAUUUUUCAGGAGAAAUAAACGGAAAUUGAUAAUUUCUACGUCACUAACUAUUACCUUAUACUUUUUAUUUGAUCAUUUCGUUAUCAAGAAAUUAAAAAACUUUCAAAAUUCCUUAAGGCAAGAGUUAAUUUUCAAAGAACAAAUCAAAAGAAGGUUUCUUCAAACCCAACAAGACUGUUAUUAUACAAUUCUCGCAUUGCUACCUGUUUUAAGUGAUCCAAUAAUUAAGCAUGUUCCCGUCGAGUUGAUAACACAGGCCCUAAAGUUGAAGAAAUCAAAUCAGAGUAAUCUCGAGAUGAGUGACUCCUUGUUGACAACUGACAAUUUAAGCUUGCAUGAGAAUAAUGACAAUUUAGAGUUGUCAAAAUACAUAAACAAGUCAAAAAAUGAAUUAUGGAAUGCCUUGAAAAUAAAGACGUUGACCAGGUCGUUAACUCUAAUUUACGCCUUAAGCGGAUUGCUUCUUAUUACCAGACUUCAAUUGAAUAUACUUGCUAGAAGAUCAUACUUAGAACUGGCAAUAGUAAUGGCGGGAGGAAAAUUACCCAAUGAUAUUAAUGAAGGGGAGAAUUAUUUAAUAGAGCAAAGCUACUUGUCACUCAGCUGGUGGUUAUUAAAUAAAGGGUGGCUCACAGUAAGUGAUACCAUUGAAGAGAUUGUAUCAAAAAAAUUUAGAAAAGUCAACGCAAGAACUGAGCUUUCUUUGGACGACUUUAAUCAAUUGCUUAAUGAAAUUCUUGAUGAGCUAUGUAUAGAAAAAAGAGAAGAAGUUUUUCAAUCUCUUUUUCCUAUAACUUAUGACAACUUAGUUGAGUCAUUACUCAAUACAAACCCUGAUUUGAUUAGAGAGUUAGAUGUUCGUGACUCAAAUUUGUUAAAGUUGAUCAAUGAGACAAAAUAUUUAAUCAAAACAGAAAUAUUCAAUGACAUACUAAUCAAGUUAUUACAUAAUGGAAAAUCAACUUUAAUCAAUAAUGUUGCGGUCAAUUUAAACCCCUCAUUACUAUUGAACAACUCAGAUAAGAUUGAAUUAAUCGAUGAUAAACCAUUUAAGCUAGCUAGUUUCUUAGCCCAAUUAUCAGUACAGAACAAUAUUUUAGUGGAUAAUAACUGUUUAGACGGUACACAGCAUAGCGAGUUGUCAGGUAAUGUUUUUGUAAACAAUAUGAAUGACUUGGAAGAGCUCGAUGAGUUUAGUGCAGGUAUAUAUUCGAAUUUUGAGUGA